AUGUCUGAGACCAGCUCCUUACUACCCGAGUCCGACGGGCGUCGGACGCUACGAGACCGCAUUGUUGAUGCUUUCCACUCCCCUCAAAAUAGGCUCGGAAUUUCGACAAAUUCCAGCAAUAAUGCCCAGCGAUCGACACACCGCAGAAUUCUCACAGGAAACUCGAGCGGACUGGAAGUGAGAACUCGGCUUCUGGAAUCCUAUCACAACGCAGAUCCCGCAUGUGGAGAACGGCGCUGCAGCCAUGGCACCUUCUCUCCGCGAGUAGAGGAUGGGCGGCAAUCCUACAUUGGCGGCUCGGGCGAUGGAUUUGGAUAUACCGGAACUGAAGGGACUGGUGGUACCAGUGGUCCUAGAGGGAUCGACGACCAUCCAGAGUCAUGCCCGGAGUCAGAGACUCCAUCUCAGAUGAAGUCCUCUCUGACUACGCUCUCAAUGAAUGAUACAAAAAAGCAAUACAUAUCCUAUUACGUUCCUCUAUUCAACUGGGUUGGACAAUACCAUUGGUCCCUCCUACGUGGAGAUAUCAUGGCCGCAUUGACUGUGGCCUCUAUCUAUAUACCGAUGGCCCUUUCUCUAGCAUCAAACCUCGCCCAUGCGCCACCCAUCAGUGGCCUGUACUCGUUUGUGAUUCAUCCUAUGGUUUAUGCCAUACUAGGCAGCUGUCCCCUUUUGAUAGUUGGACCAGAGGCUGCAGGCUCCCUGCUCACAGGUGCCAUUGUCAAAGCAAGUGUGUUGCAAGGAAAUGCAGGCGAGGAUGAUCCUGCUGCAAACGCUAUGGUGGUAGGCGUUGCUACUGCCAUGGCCGGUAGCAUGAUCCUGAUCGCUGGUUUGACUCGUCUAGGCUUCUUAGACAAUGUGCUCAGUCGGCCAUUCCUACGAGGAUUCAUCACUGCUAUUGGCUUUGUCAUUUUUGUAGACCAGAUCAUCCCCGAAUUGGGCCUUGCAGAAUUGGCCAAAGAGGCCGGUGCCAGCCACGGUACGUGUGUUGAAAAGUUGAUGUUCAUCGCUCGAUAUGCUGGAAAAGCCCACGGGCUUACUGCCACUGUCUCGAUCGUCAGCUUUUCUGUUAUCAUGGUAUUCCGUACUUUGAAGAAGUGGCUCGUUCCACGCUAUCCGCAAGUGAUAUACUUCCCUGAUCGUUUCCUUGUCGUCGCCCUAUCAGCAGUUUUGGCUUGGCAGCUUGACUGGGAGUCCAAAGGACUUGAACUUCUUGGAACGACAGAGAUCAGCUCUGGGGGACUUUUCGCCUUCAAUUGGCCUUUCCAGUUUUCUCACAUGAAACAUGUGCGGACAGCCAUGAGCAAAGCUUUCAUCAUCGCACUUCUUGGUUUCUUCGAGUCGUCGGUUGCAGCUAAAGGACUGGGUGAAGGAAGCUCCGAUGGAAUCCAGGGAAUGCAUAUGAGCGCCAAUCGUGAGAUGGUUGCACUUGGCGUGGCGAAUGUCAUUGGUGGCUGUUUCCAAGCUCUUCCUGCCUUUGGUGGAUACGGACGAAGCAAGCUCAGUUCUCAAACAGGAGCUCGCUCUCCCAUGACUAGCGUCUUUGUGAGCAUCAUCACCUUCCUCUGCAUCAUGGUGAUAUUGCCUUAUCUCUCAUAUCUUCCGAAAGCAGUCCUCUCCUCCAUGAUCUCCGUUGUAGCAUACUCGCUAGUUGAGGAAUGUCCCACAGACUUAAUGUUCUUCUUCCGUCUCCGCGGCUGGACAGAACUAGUUCUAAUGCUCCUGAUCUUCACGGCAACAAUAUUCUACUCCCUCGAACUAGGCAUGGCCCUGGGAAUCGGCCUCUCAGUGAUAAUCCUGAUCCGACACGCAACCAAACCACGCAUCCAGAUUCUAGGAAAAGUAUCGGACACACCAGCACGUUUCGACAACGCCGAACUGCACCCAGAAAAUGUGGAACUAGUCGAAGGCGCCCUAAUCGUCAAAGUCCCUGAGCCCCUCACAUUCGCCAACACAGGCGAUCUCAAGAACCGCCUGCGCCGUCUGGAACUUUACGGCUCGAGUCGUGCUCAUCCUUCUCUGCCGCGGAUGCGCUCUCCGGAACAUAACAAGAAUAUCAUCUUUGAUGUCCACGGCGUGACGAGUAUCGAUGGGUCUGGUACCCAGGUCCUCUCGGAGAUUGUGCAUGCAUAUGCAGAGCAGCGUGUCAGAGUUUUCUUUUGCCGUUUGCCCAAUAGUAAUGUAUUCCGCAUGUUUGAGCGCAGUGGUAUUGUUGAGCAGUGUGGUGGUUUGACUCAUUUCGUGCCCAGUGUCGAUGAAGCACUACGGUUGGCGGAAACCGAGGAACAGACAGAUGAGAGUUAG
This is a messenger RNA of Penicillium antarcticum, 2304 nucleotides long. Its product is annotated as SulP family inorganic anion transporter. Gene Ontology annotation, cellular component: membrane. Gene Ontology annotation, molecular function: sulfate transmembrane transporter activity. The record is from RefSeq and is a predicted model, not a curated record. The transcript is spliced from 4 exons. Lineage: Eukaryota; Fungi; Ascomycota; Eurotiomycetes; Eurotiales; Aspergillaceae. Bases 1 to 2304 code for a protein of 767 amino acids. Gene Ontology annotation, biological process: transmembrane transport.